Molecule: messenger RNA, 1782 nt
Organism: Rotaria socialis
Lineage: Eukaryota; Metazoa; Rotifera; Eurotatoria; Philodinida; Philodinidae
Source: the annotation of a GenBank genome assembly
AUGACCUACGCAUCUGGUGGUGCCUCUGAAUUACGAUAUGCAGUGACUAGUGACAUAAACGAUGACGGUCGACUCGAUCUCAUAGUUACUAAUCAAGGUACUAAUAGUAUAGGUAUUUUGUUUGGAUAUGGCAAUGGCACUUUUCUGAGUCAACUGAUUUUAAAUACAGGAUCCAACUCUCAUCCAUCGUCUAUGGCCUUAGGUUAUUUCAAUCAUGACAAUCAGUUAGAUGUCGCUGUGGCUUAUGAUGGUACGAAGAAUGCAGAUAUUUGGCUUGCCAAUGGCAAGGGAACCUUGAUGCGUCAAACAAGUGAUGGAGUUCGUUUUGUUUCUACCCCACUUUCUAUCGCAUCUAGUGAUCUCAAUAAUGAUGGACUAUCAGAAAUUGUAGUGGCAUAUAGUGACAGUGAUAGUUUAGAUAUCUUGGUUACAUACCAAAAUGUUUCUUUUACCAAUGGUAUACGAUAUUCAGCUGGUUCGUCUCCAAAAUCAGUAGCUUUUGGAGAUUUUAACAACGAUAAUCGACUGGAUAUUGUUGUCGCCAAUUCAGACAGCAACUAUACGAGUGUCUUUCUUGGAUAUGGCAAUGGCUCUUUUACUCAUCAAAGAAGAUAUUCAACUGGUUCGUCUCCAUACUCUGUGGCUGUUGGUGAUUUCAAUAGCGAUACUCGACUGGAUAUCGUUAUCGCCAACUAUUUGAGUGAUGAUGUGAGUGUAUUUUUUGGGGAUGGUAAUGGUUAUUUUUCCGAAGAAACCAGAUAUUCAACUGGCUAUCUUCCACGAUCGAUAGCUGUUGGCGAUUUCAACAGCGAUACUCGACUAGAUAUCGUUGUUGCCAAUUCGUACAGCGAUAAUGUGAGCGUCUUUCUUGGAAAUGGCAAUGGUUCUUUUGCCAAUGAUACAUGGUAUUCAACUGGCUCGGAGCCACAUUAUGUCGCCGUCGGCGAUUUCAACAACGACACUGAGCUGGAUAUCGUUGUGGUCAAUUAUUUUAAUCAUGAUAUGAGUGUUCUACUUGGAUAUGGUAAUGGGUCUUUUGCAAAUGAAACUAGGUAUUCAACUGGUCCUCUUCCACAAUGUGUAGCUGUCGGUGAUUUAAAUAACGACACUCGACUGGAUAUAGUUAUCGCAAAUUCUGGCAGCAAUGAUGCGAGUGUUCUUCUUGGACUCGUCAACAUAGGAUUUGUAAACGAAAGUACAAUCACAACAGGUAAUGGCUCGAAACCACGCUCUUUUGUCAUUGGUGAUUUCAAUAAUGAUUCCCGAAUGGACAUCGUUGCCGCCAACUCUGGUUCUAACAACAUUAGUAUUUUUCUUGGGCACGAGAAUUUGAUUUUUCUCAAUCCAACGACAUAUGCAACUGGCUCUAGACCUAUGUCGAUAGCUGCGGGUGAUUUCAGUAACGAUGUCCAACUCGAUCUUAUCGUUGUUAAUUAUGACUCGGAGAGUGUGAGUAUUUUUCUGGGGUAUGGUAAUGGUUCUUUUGCAACUCAGAAAACAUAUUCAACAGGAUCUAACUCCUAUCCGUACUUCGUAACUGUUGGUGAUUUUAACAACGAUACCAUACUAGAUAUUGUCGUCGCUAAUCAAGGUACUAAUAAUUUAGGAAUAUUUCUUGGAUAUGACAAAGGCACGUUCCCAAAUAUGAUUCUAUAUCCGAUGGGUUAUGGAUCUCUCCCAUUCUUUAUUGUGGUUGGUGAUUUUAAUAAUGACAGAAAGUUAGAUUUCGCCGUAGCCAAUAAUGGUACUGAUAGCUUAUCGAUUCUUUUACAAAAAUGUUAA